UCUCAGUAACACCGCUCUUCCGGACAGAUCCUCGCUGCUCCCGGAGAGCCCGUCGUAGAUUCAACGCUGCGGUUGCAGCGAAGAGUGGGACCCAGACCAGGGGCGACCGCAACAUCUGAACUCGGAGCUGGAUCCACCCGCCUAAACAGCAAAGGAGCCUCAGGUAGCACGCCUGAUAGACCAGGAUCCACGAGUGAUCCGGAUCCUGUGACUUCAGCUCGGAAAAGGGUUCCAGGUUGGCAUUCAGCAGCCAAGGGUGACUGACAGCUGGAGCCAGUCCCUGCCGGAGCCGUACCUCCAGAGUGAGACAGCCAGAACACAAUCGCGAGUGGCAGCCUCACACCAGCAAGACCAGCGCCGGGUACCUAGUGUCGCACAGGUGGGACAUCACGCUGGAACGGCUGCCAAACAUCAUUUGUACCACACGGGAAGUGAUGACUUGCAAACCCUGCCAGAGUUGACAUGCGUCCCACACUGCCUCUCAUCUCAAUCAGAAUUGUUCCUUUUCUCCAAGAUAGCUCUCUGUAAGUCACAGCCGGCCUUCUUGUAAAGUACUGGAUCACCAAACUUGAAUGCCACAUAUCUAGCCUUCAGCAGACUACAAAUCUCCUGGUUCAUCAAUGGAUUUUGAUUCAGACAAAGAAUUAUUAAACCACAUCAUGGAUGCAAGUUUUGACCGUAGAUUCAAAACACUUAGCUGGCAACAAGUUCAGAGCUUGGACCAAGUCUUAACAGAAGUAAUACCAAUUCAUGGAAGAGGCAAUUUUCCCACCUUGGAAAUAAAGCCAAAAGACAUAAUUUAUGUUGUGAAGGAUCGGCUCGAAGAGAAUGGGAUUAUGGUUCAUGACAUUCGACUCAAUGGCUCCACAGCAAGUCACAUCCUUGUGAAUCAAAAUGGAACAAGUUAUAAGGAUCUUGAUGUUAUCUUCAGAGUUGAAUUGGUUGGGGAGGAAGAGUUCCAGAUGGUAAAGACAGUGGUAUUAGAUUCUCUCCUGGACUUUCUACCUCAUGGUGUUAAUAAAGAGAAGAUCACAGGACUUACUCUGAAAGAGGCCUAUGUUCAGAAAAUGGUUAAAGUUUCCAAUGAUCAUGAUCGGUGGAGUCUCAUCUCCUUGUCUAACAACAGUGGGAAAAAUGUUGAGCUAAAAUUUGUUGAUUCCUUGCGUCGCCAAUUUGAAUUUAGUGUAGACUCUUUCCAAAUAAUUCUAGAUUCACUGCUAUCUCUUAUCAACUGUGCACAAGACAUUAUAACAAUGGAGUCUUAUCCAACUGUUGUAGCAGAGAGUAUGUAUGGGGAUUUCCAGGAAGCAAUGGAUCAUCUGAAGUACAAACUAAUUGCUACUAGAAACCCUGAAGAAAUUCGUGGUGGAGGCUUGCUUAAAUACAGUGAUCUCCUGGUUCGAGAAUUUAAACCAGCAUCUAAUGCAGAGAUCAAAAGUUUGGAGCGUUACAUGUGCUCAAGGUUUUUCAUUGAUUUCCCAGAGGUAUCUGAACAGCAAAGAAAAAUUGAAUCCUACUUAAGGAACCAUUUCAUUGGGGAAGAGGAAAACAAAUAUGAUUACCUAAUGACUUUGCACCAAGUUGUGAAUGAAAGCACUGUCUGUCUGAUGGGACAUGAGAGAAGACAGACAUUGAACAUGAUCACCCUUUUGGCUCUUAGGGUGCUAGGUGAACAGAAUAUCAUACCGAAUGCUGCUAAUGUCACUUGCUACUAUCAGCCUGCCCCUUAUGUCAGUGACCGGAGCUUUAGUAAUUACUACAUAGCACACAGACAGCGGCAACUUGUGUGUCAGCCCUAUUUACUCCACAUCAAUAUGCAGACUAGUAUGGUUUAGUUUUAAAACAAAUUCAAAUAUCAGACUUUGAACUACACCCAGGCUUUUAAGUCUCAGAGAGCUGAAGGAAGAGGAAGGCUGUAUUUGAUUCUGUUGAUGACUGAGGAUACACGCUAAUUUCUGGGUAACCCACAUUUAAGCUGGGCUGCAAAUGGAUGACCAAACUAUAUGUGUGCCACAUUAUAAACUUAAAUGCUUAGUUGGUAUGAAAUAAUCUCAGAACUGAUUAAGCACAGACAGGAUUAUAAUAGCAGGGAAUGGGUUUUUUUCUGUAAACUGUUAAACCAAUACAGAUGUAGAAAGAUAUGUUAUUAACUUAAGUUAGAUCAUCUAAAUUGCAGCCCUUUGUACUUGUGUUUUGGUGAUUGUGGUUAAGAUCACAAACGCUUUUCCAGUGAAAAUGUAGUUACCGAAGUGUAUCAAUGAUCAGAAAUACUGAGUGCAUUGGGAAUAACCACUUCAUACUUGAAGUGUUGUGGUUACAUAAGAGUAAUUGGCAACACAAAGUGCAUGUAGGAAUAAUUCCCCAAAUGUGAAAUGAUCAUGCGAUCAAGAAAUCAUUUAUUAACCAAAGAGUCUUUGUAAAUAAUGUGUCACCCAAGUGCCUAAGCUAUGUUGAUAGGUCAUUAAAGCUAAUUGAAUAAUCAUUUCAGGACAUGCCAUUUGGACUGAGACAGUAGCUUACAAGGUCACUGCCCUUGUGAUAAAAGCUUGCAGCUCAGAAUUCAGUACACCAUGAAUGGGGCAGUAUAUGGACGCAGUGUG
Hypanus sabinus (Atlantic stingray) is the source of this 2600-nucleotide messenger RNA. RefSeq names its product terminal nucleotidyltransferase 5C-like. Gene Ontology annotation, biological process: mRNA stabilization. The transcript has 4 exons. Gene Ontology annotation, molecular function: poly(A) RNA polymerase activity; RNA binding. The coding region runs from base 621 to 1835 and encodes 404 amino acids. Lineage: Eukaryota; Metazoa; Chordata; Chondrichthyes; Myliobatiformes; Dasyatidae. The record is from RefSeq and is a predicted model, not a curated record.